UUAACCUUUCUUCUCCUGCCGACGAAGGUGACGAAAUGGCUCUCUCCAAACCCACUUUCCUCACCCACCUCAAAACUCUAACGAAACCUCACCAUCCUUGUAGUCCUCCAUCUUUCUUCCUCCAACGUCGCCUUCUCUCCUUCGCCAGCCCUGAAGAAGCAGCCGCCGAGCGUCGCCUCCGCAAGCGCCGCCUUCGAAUCGAACCCCCUCUCAACUCACUCCGUCACUCCCAACCCCAACAACGUCCCAUAAACCCUAACCCUAAUCCUAACGCUCCCAAACUCCCAGAAUCCGUCUCCGUUGUCACCGGCAAUCGCCUCAAUCUCCACAAUCAAAUCCUUACCCUCAUCCGCAAGAACGACCUCGAUGAGGCCGCACUCCUCACUCGGCACUCAAUCUACUCCAAUUGUAGACCCACCAUCUUCACUUGUAACGCUGUCAUGGCCGCUCUCCUCCGCCAAUCUCGAUACUCCGAUCUUCUCUCGCUUCAUCGAUUCAUCACUCAGGCUGGUGUCGCUGCAAACGUCGUCACCCACAAUCUCCUUAUUAACGCCUACUGUGAUUGUAGGAAAACUGACACUGCUCUCGAACAUUAUAAGCAGCUCAUCAAUGAUGCUCCAUUUAAUCCUUCUCCAACUACUUAUCGCAUUCUUAUGAAGGGGCUUGUGGAUAACAACAAGGUUGAUCGGGCAUUAGAACUGAAAAAUGAGAUGCUCGACAAGGGUUUCGCGCCGGAUUCAAUUGUCUAUAAUUAUCUCAUGUUGGGGCUUGUGAAGAAGUCGGAUCCUGACGGAGUUCUGGCUCUUUAUGAGGAGUUAAGGGAGAAGCUAGGGUUUGUCUCGGAUGGGAUCGUUUACGGGAGCUUGAUGAAGGGAUACUUCCUCAAAGGAAUGGAGAAAGAGGCGAUGGACUGUUAUGAAGAGGCCGUCGGGGAGAAUUCUAAGGUUAGGAUGGCUGCCGUGGCUUACAAUUCGGUGUUGGAUGCGUUGAGCAAGAACGGUAAGUUCGAAGAGGCAAUGAAGCUAUUUGAUAGGAUGUUGGCAGAGCACAAUCCCCCUAGGUGGCUUACCGUGAAUCUGGGAAGCUUUAAUGUUAUGGCAGACGGCUUCUGUGCGGAGGGUAGAUAUAAGGAUGCGAUUGAGAUUUUCAAGAAAAUGGGUGAAAAGAGAUGCAUGCCAGACACCUUGUCUUUUAAUAAUAUGAUCGAACAGUUAUGCGGCGCUGGGAUGGUUUCAGAUGCAGAGGAGCUUUACCGGGAGAUGGCUGAGCAAGGAGUUAAACCAGAUGAAUUUACUUACGUUCUGCUCAUGGAUGCCUGCUUUGCGCAGAACCGGGCAGACGAUGCUUCUGGGUAUUUCAGGAAGAUGGUGGAAUCGGAACUGAGGCCUAAUGCAGUCGCCUAUAAUAAGGUAAUUGAUGAAUUGAUUAAAGUGGGGAACAUUGACGAGGCAAUGGUGUUCUUCGAGCAGAUGGUGGAGAAGUUGAAGGUAGACUCUGCUAACUACCAGGUGAUGUUUAAGGCAUUGGGUGAAGCGGGGAAGCUGGAUGAGGUACUGAAGUUGGUCGCGGGCAUGCUGAAUGAUGAGAGUGUGGGUCUGAGUUCAGAGGUGCAAGAGGUUGCAGCGGAUGCUCUGAGGAAAGGGGGAAGAGAGGAGGAAUUGGUGAAGUUGUUGGAGGAGAAGGAGAGGGAAAAAGCUGAGGCUGCUGCCAAGGAAGCGGAAGCAGCAGAAGCAGCCAGUGCAACCACGGCCCAGUCUGCUAAUGUCAGUGAGGCUGCCGUUGAGUCCGUCCUAAAGAAUAUAGCGAAGGUUAGAGUGGCUUCUGGUGACGAAGAGAGCAGCGAGGAAGCUGUUAAUAAUGAAGUUGGUGACGAAGAGAGCAGCGAGGAAGCUGUUAGUAAUGAAGUUGGUGUAGGUCUCAAUCCUGUGGAUGCGAGUGAGGUGGUGGAAGAAGCUAGUAAGGCUGAUGAUGCUGAAGAUGGGUCAGGUGGUAGAAGGGAAGAUUGAAAGAGUAACAGCAUCACCGUGGUUUCUCUCUUUUUCAUAAUUCCUCCUUGUUUGGAACGGAGUAGAUUAAUUGAUUUGAUCAUC
Telopea speciosissima is the source of this 2090-nucleotide messenger RNA. RefSeq names its product pentatricopeptide repeat-containing protein At3g49240, mitochondrial. The record is from RefSeq and is a predicted model, not a curated record. The coding region runs from base 36 to 2006 and encodes 656 amino acids. Lineage: Eukaryota; Viridiplantae; Streptophyta; Magnoliopsida; Proteales; Proteaceae. The transcript has a single exon. Gene Ontology annotation, cellular component: chloroplast. Gene Ontology annotation, molecular function: protein binding.